AUGGCGCUUGCGGUUCUCUUUCUGCGGCUGGCCGUCUGCAUCCUGGCAUUUCCUGUGUACCUACUGAACUUUCUGGGUAUAUGGAGCUGGAUAUGCAAAAAAUUCUUCCCCUACUUCAUGGCGAGGUUCACUGUGACGUACAAUGAACAGAUGGCGAGCAAGAAGCGGGAGCUUUUCAGCAACCUGCAGGAGUUUGCAGGCCCCUCCAGGAAGCUCUCCCUGCUGGAGGUGGGCUGUGGCACGGGGGCCAACUUCAAGUUCUACCCGCCUGGAUGCAGGGUGACCUGUGUUGACCCCAACCCCAACUUUGAGAAGUUCUUGAUCAAGAGCGUCGCAGAGAACCGACACCUGCAGUUCGAGCGUUUCGUGGUGGCUGCCGGUGAGAAUAUGCACCCAGUCGCCAGCGGCUCUGUGGAUGUGGUGGUCUGCACCCUGGUCUUGUGCUCGGUGGAGAGCCAAGAGCAGCUCCUCCGAGAGGUGUGCAGAGUGCUGAGGCCGGGAGGAGCUUUUUAUUUCAUGGAGCAUGUAGCAGCGAAGCCUUCAACCUGGAAUUACUUCUGGCAACAGGUCCUGAAUCCCGUCUGGUUCCUUCUGUUUGAUGGGUGCCACCUGACCAGAGAGAGCUGGAGGUCUCUGGAGCGGGCCAGCUUUUCGAAACUGAGGCUACAGCACGUUCAGGCCCCACUGUCCCUGGAGCUGGUGCGCCCCCACAUCUUUGGAUAUGCUGUGAAAUAG
Molecule: messenger RNA, 735 nt
Organism: Orycteropus afer afer
Lineage: Eukaryota; Metazoa; Chordata; Mammalia; Tubulidentata; Orycteropodidae
Gene: TMT1A
Product: methyltransferase like 7A
Exons: 2
Coding region: 1-735 (244 amino acids)
Molecular function (GO): S-adenosylmethionine-dependent methyltransferase activity
Source: RefSeq, a predicted model, not a curated record